Messenger RNA from Eucalyptus grandis, 1468 nucleotides. RefSeq names its product RPM1-interacting protein 4. Lineage: Eukaryota; Viridiplantae; Streptophyta; Magnoliopsida; Myrtales; Myrtaceae. The transcript has 4 exons. The record is from RefSeq and is a predicted model, not a curated record. Bases 240 to 1043 code for a protein of 267 amino acids.
AAGCGGAGUCUCACACAGAGAGAGAGAAAGAGAGAGAGAAGAUGAAUGGUCAAACUUAACAGGUGGCGACCGUCAAUGGUGGAUAAACUCCUUCUCUCUCUGUCUCUCUGUCUUUCUCUCUCUGUGGGGUUGAAGGAUUUUUGCAGAUCUUUUGCGGUUUCGUUUGGUGGAAAAGCUGACGAGGAGCAGAAGUUUCGGAUUGGAGGAGGGUCGUUUCAGAGGUCGGCGGGAGGACUGCAAUGGCUGAAUAUCCACGUGUACCCGAAUUUGGCAACUGGGAAGGUGGAAAUCAUGUUCCAUACACAGUUUACUUCGAAAAAGCCAGGAAGGGUCGGAGUGGAACUAGAAUGAUCAAUCCAAACGAUCCAGAGGAAAACCCAGAUUUACUGUCAGACGCAGGAGCUCCACCUGAAGCCCCUGCUUCUAGAGCUGAAGCUGAAUAUGAGGAACCUAAACGAGAGGGAGUGGUCAGGACUGUGCAUGAGCGCAAAAUGAGCAAUGAGGAUGGGAGUCUUACACAGGUUUCGGACCAAUCUGACCACAAAAAUAACUCGAGCAGCUUGCAUUCUAACGAGUCAAAGCAUCAAGCGCACGGAGUGCGUGGAGCAAGUUACGGUGAACCUCCAAGGAGGCCGGCUAGAACAAGUGCUGGGGGGGAUCAUAGCUUUGAGAAGUCGCCGAUGCACCCCCAGGCAAGGAUCUCAGGAAGGGGGAGUGGUUCGCCCUCCUGGGAGGGAAGGGGUUCACGUGAAGGCAGCCAUGCCAUGGGCACGCCGGGGAGAUCCCGCCUGGGUUCUUCUGCUAAAGGAGACGACCUCGUUGACAGUGGUGCUGCUGUUCCAAAAUUUGGCGAGUGGGACGAGAGCGACCCGGCGUCGGCCGAUGGAUACACACACAUCUUUAACAAAGUCCGGGAGGAGAGGCAGGGGGGAGCACGUACGGGACCAGACAUGUACCCUCGGUCACCUUAUGCUGGUGCGGGUAGUAAAACUGCUGGCAACAACUCAAAGGGUUGCUGCUGCUUUCCAUGGCCCAGAAAGUGAGGUCCUCCGAAUCAUAGCAUGAAUAUGCGAGUAUUUUAUGGAAGUGUGUAUUUGGUGAAUUCUGCAGAUGGACUCCUUUGAAGCCAAUUCGUUACUGAUCCACCUAUUGUGCUUCUUCUUUCCGAACCGGCGGAGUUCUCCGUAAGGCAGGAAGAACAUGUAAUUCUUUUUCCUUUAGAUCUUCAAGCGUUGUCAGUGUCGUUACUUACUGUGCACGUAAUUAAGUUCCAAUUUUGUGAUAAAAAGGGGAAUGGUUCUCCAACUCUGGGAAUUUCUUCCCUCCUAUCUGGACCAGUUCUCUAUCAUUUGUUCCGAACUUUGCCUUAUGGCCGUUUUGCCAAAUCACAGCAACUGUAAUUUCCAUAGAAUCCUUGCAAGAAAAAGCUACAGCUAGUGAACAAGGGACAGGAGUUCUUGUUUUGUCA